Molecule: messenger RNA, 3849 nt
Organism: Asterias rubens (European starfish)
Lineage: Eukaryota; Metazoa; Echinodermata; Asteroidea; Forcipulatida; Asteriidae
Product: histidine decarboxylase-like
Exons: 13
Coding region: 347-2398 (683 amino acids)
Biological process (GO): L-histidine catabolic process; histamine biosynthetic process
Molecular function (GO): histidine decarboxylase activity; pyridoxal phosphate binding
Source: RefSeq, a predicted model, not a curated record
CAAACGAUAUUUCGUAGUCCUGUGUGUCGCUGCUCAUUAAUCAACACUCUGGAGUUUAUUAAGUAUAUCCAGCCAUACAUUUAUAACUCUCUCCCUAACGAAUGAAUACAUUCUACCAGGUAACGACACGGCACAAAACUUGGUGUAUUCGCCGAUAGCAGUGUUUGAGGGAGUCGCGGAUUACAGCAAAUAUUUGUUUCAACCAACAAAAACUAGGAAUCAACCUGUGCCUAUCUGAACCCGCGUUUCUUGUUAUUGGUAUUUACUGACAGACAAAAGCCGUCUCGUACGUUGCCAUGCUCACUACAAAUUGACAGAAGAGACUCCCAUAGCAGUCACUGUAAUUAUGGACGUACAUGAAUAUCGGCAUAGAGGUAAAGAAGUUGUGGAUUUCAUCUCGGAGUACCUGAACACGAUAAGAUCACGACGUACGUUUCCUGAUGUACAACCGGGUUAUAUGAACAAACUAGUGCCAGAAAAAGCACCAGAGGAGCCUGAAAAAUGGGAAGACAUCUUCCAAGACGUGGAGCGUGUCAUUUUACCAGGGGUGACUCACUGGCAAAGUCCCCAUAUGCACGCCUACUUCCCUGCUCUUAAUAGCUUCCCUUCAUUGCUGGGUGAUAUGGUAGCUGAUGCUAUCAGCUGUCUGGGCUUCACAUGGGCAUCAAGCCCUGCUUGUACGGAACUUGAAAUCAUUGUCAUGGAUUGGCUUGCUGCAAUGAUCGGCUUACCUGCAAGCUUUAUGCAUCGAAACCAAGACGGCAAAGGUGGUGGCGUCUUACAGGGGACAAUGAGUGAGGCGACACUGGUAGCAAUGUUUGCUGCUCGCUACCGGUCUAUCCGCACACAUAGAGAAUUGAUGCAGAACUCAGCCGAUGACGUCAGUGAUGGAACCAUCUGUUCGCGUCUUGUUGUGUACUGUUCAGAUCAGGCCCAUUCGUCAGUGGAAAAGAACGCCCUGAUCACUCUUGUGAAACUACGACGUCUUCAAACAGAUGACUCUUACAGUUUACGUGAGAACACACUUCGCAAAGCCAUACAAGAAGAUAAACAAAAUGGCCUCAUUCCUUUCUUUGUAUGCGCUACGCUCGGAACAACAGGUGUAUGUGCGUUUGAUAACCUAGAAGAGAUCGGUGAAGUAUGUGAAGAAUAUGGGAUAUGGUUACACGUGGACGCUGCAUACGCAGGGACUGCGUUCCUAUGUCCCGAAUACCGUCAUCAUUUGAAAGGAGUUGAAAAGGCAGACACUUUUGCUUUCAACCCAAGCAAAUGGAUGAUGGUUCAUUUUGAUUGCACUGCCAUGUGGGUAAAAGAUAGGGAAAUAUUGGAGAAAACAUUUUGUGUUAAUCCUUUGUAUCUUAAACAUGAAAAACAAGGGAUUGCCAUCGAUUUCAUGAAUUGGCAGAUACCUUUGAGUCGUCGCUUCCGUUCCAUAAAGUUAUGGUUUGUCAUUAGGUCAUUCGGUAUCAAAGGACUUCAAGAGCACGUACGAAAGGGUGUUCGUCUGGCAAAAUACUUCGAAACGCUUUUGCGAUCAGAAGCAAUGUUUGAGAUUCCUGUGGAUUGCAAUUUGAGUCUAGUUGUUUUCCGACUCAAGGGGAAGAAUUUCCUAACGGAGGAGUUGUUACGUCGACUCAAUGGAAGCGGUAAACUUUACGUUGUACCAGCGGCUAUAAACAACCUUUACGUGAUCAGGUUCACUGUAACAUCUCUGAGUACUACAAUGGAUGAUAUACUGAACGACUGGCGACUCAUCUGCACCACAGGGAAAGCAGUUCUGCGGAGUGUAAGUCCACUGAGGCGUCGUCUUGCAUCAUGGCCUGAAGCAGCAGUAUUUGAAGCAAGGCCAGAUGUGUACAUGGCUUUGUAUUCGGAAUCCAAGAUGGCGGCAUUGUCAAUACCAGAAGGUGAUGGCUACUCAAGUGAUACUGACGGAGUGGAUCCAAAGAAGAGUCCAAGCCGCUUCCCUCGUAAACCAUUUAUCAAGGCCGACAAAUUAUCCCCUGAAUCCAGUUACAAAUCACAAGAAAGUAUCAAUGGUUCAGAAUUGAGCGGUGUGAUGACCAACGGUCAUUCUUCCAAUCUUGACGAUAUUGAAAGCGAUGACGAAGUGUUUGGUCACAUUACCAAAGAUCCACCACAGGAUUGCUCUUUACUGCAGAUAAAUGGUUUAUCAGCUGGCUUCUCAAAACGUGCCGUCAUCAAGCCGCAUAAAUCCCAAGGCAAUGGAACCAGUGGCAUUGACAUCGGUCGUCAGGAGAAGCCAGCUGAUUUGUCAGUUGCCAGUAGAGGGCGUUUUGGUGCUCUUAGUGUCACUAAAGAAAGUACGUACACUGGGGUUGUGAAUACUUGUCAUUGUUCAGCCAAACCAGACCAUAAUGAGUCUGCUGAUAAGUAGACCAUACAGUAGCAAAACCACCGCAGUUGGCAAACAUGUGUCUAUAAAAAGGCUGUUUGCAAAACUUUACACGCUCUGUUUCUACUGAAACCUAUAUGCAUGACCUUUUAAGCAACAUUUCGGUAUUUUCGGAACUCGUUUCUCGUCUGAUAAUAGUUAAAGAAAUUAACAAUAAAAAUAAUAUUAAUAAUGGUGCAGGUUGAUAACAAGUUGGUAAUUGUUUGGAUUGAUAUGAACACUAUGUUUCAAAGCUAUUUUAAGAAGUACUUGAGCGAAUUUGUUAAUUACGAGAAUGCUAUUCUUUUUACAUUGUGUUUGUUUACCAUUUAAAUUAAAUGUUGAUAUUUGUACACUUGUGAAUUUUUCGUUAGCAUCAACUAAAAAAUCAGGCCCCAACCUCAAGGUUUUGAAAAAAAUAAAAACUCUUUGACGUCAUGUGUGGGUGUUUGCUUUGUUAUACCUCAACGCUACAACAAAGCGGCUUCACAAAUUGGGGCUCCCACAUAAUAAUAUGACCUAAUAAACCUGAUGACGUAACGGAGCUUUUCGCGAAUCUUUUAGAAAAGCAAUUGAUAAGGGUAUUACUUUUUUACACAAUUUAAAGUUACAUUUACUAAUAAAUGUCUCAAUUUUGUUAUUGAUUGAUGACAUUUUAAACUUGCCAUUUUCGUUCGAGUAUGUAUUUUACAGCUCAUUAUGCCACCAUUAAUAUAGUGAAACAAAUUGUUUUCAAAACAUAAACAAAACUAAGUUGUUAUGGCUCGUUGAUAUAGGAUAUACAGUAGUUAUCGUCAUAUAUAGUUGGAACGAAUCUUUCCACAAACAGAUGCAAUACUAUUUCUUUCGUGCAAUUGGGAUCAAUGAGAUUGUAACUAACUUUUUUGUUUUACGACAUAAACAAAAGACUUGAAAAGGAACGGCAUUUCGUUAAAUUUUGUAAACUGUAUAGGGCCUACAAACUUUAUAUUUACAUUAUUAUUUAAGUCUUGAGGUUGAUACGGAAUCAACAGUUUGAAACUUCGGCGAUACACUUCAACGUAUGUUGUUUAGGAAGUAGCGUCAUGUUUUCUGCAUACAUUAUACUUUAAUAAACUUAUUUUUUAACUGUUAUAAUUAAAAUCACUUGAUGUGAACAGUGAGGCACUUAAUACGUAUUCUUAUGAGGAAAUUGCAUUGAAGAAACUGAGUAACUGAUUGUUGGACUGUACAGAAAGUGUUCAUAUGAAAGGGAUACGUAGCUUAAACCAGAAUGAAGAACCCUUAUUAAGUAAAUCAAUAAUACUUCAUUUGUGUGAUGUCUGCAAUGUAUGUGAUUAUAUUUAAAAUGUCAAAGUUUUCGGUAAGAUAUGUCUUGAAAUAUCUUAUCUUUAGUCGCAUGUAAGUUUAUGAUAAGUAACACUUGUUUAAUAUAAUAUGUAUUUAUUUUUGGGCAGGAUAAAAACUUAUAUCUA